This is a messenger RNA of Lutzomyia longipalpis, 1940 nucleotides long. RefSeq lists its product as uncharacterized. The coding region runs from base 69 to 1871 and encodes 600 amino acids. Gene Ontology annotation, molecular function: nucleic acid binding. The record is from RefSeq and is a predicted model, not a curated record. NCBI's taxonomy places the organism in Eukaryota, Metazoa, Arthropoda, Insecta, Diptera, Psychodidae. The transcript has 3 exons.
GAACCUACAGGGUGGUGAAUUUAUUUGACACACAGAAAGCAAAGAAAAUUAUUUAUUCUCACAUAAAAAUGGAAAUUGAAAUGGAAAUUAAGCAAGAAAUAAAGGAAGAAAUAGAUGAUGAACUGCCCGAGAAGGAGAAUAACUUCCUGGAAUGUUCUGUCGUGAAGGAGGAGUACUGUGUUGUCAAAGAGGAACCACCUGAAGAGGACAUUCCGGAUGAAUUACCCCCGGAAGAGCUUCCUAGCCAGGGCUGUGAGAGCAUGAGUAGACAACACCAUGCAGCUCCACAGGAAGUGGUUCAAUUUGUCAUUGAGGAAAUCCAAGAGAAACCUUAUCAGUGUCCCACUUGUCAGGCAUCCUUCUUCACAGACACCAUCCUCAAGGGGCACAUGGUGGAACAUCAUUCAACAGACUCCACCUUCAACUGCCCCGAAUGUGCAAAGACAUUUGCGAACAAGGAGAGUCUCCUUUCACAUGUGGCAUCACACCUUAGGGAUCAAAUGCUUCCUGAUCUUCCAUGCAAGUACUGCGGGAAGAUCUUCAAGAGUCCCGGACGUUUGGAAAGUCACGUGAAGAGUCACGAAAAUCAACUUCGUCGUGCCAAGAGGGAGCAUGUUUGUCCCAUCUGUAGGGCUGGUUUUGUGAAUGACACCGAAUUGGAAGCUCACAAGGAGGCAGCACACAGUGCGGAGGAAGCUGGCCAGAAUGCAAAGAAUCCCAUGAAUGCGACGAAUAUUGCAAAGGAGCGGCAUCAGCGGGGAAAGGCUCUUCCUUUUGAGAAAAAGGAGAUGGUUGUUAACAUUUACAAUGAGACAAAAGAGAAGAACCCGGAAUUCGGUGUAACAGAUCUAAUUCAGAUCACAGCUGAAACAUCGGGUAUUGGGAAGAGAUCAAUUUGGAAGAUUAUAAAUAACUACAGGAGGAACAAGACAAUUGUUGCGCCGGAAACAACCAAGAAGAGGCAUUGCUUUUCACUUAAGGUUCGAAUGAAUAACUUCACAAAGAGCGCCAUUAGGAGGCGUGUGAAUGGGUUGUACCUCAAGAGGACUGCCCCUGGUCUCCAGAAGGCCUUUGAGGUGGUCAACAACGACAAGAACCUUCCGGAUGUAAAGAGAUCAACAUUCUACAAUCUCUUGCUUGGGAUGAAUUUUACUUUUGUCAAGUGCAAAGGGAAGAAUACGCUGAGGGAGAAGGAGGAGAUUAUCAAGUGGCGCAGUCACUACCUCCGAAGCAUCCGGAAGUACCGUGAAGAAGGACGAAUGAUCUACUUUUUGGAUGAAACACCUUUGGAGGUGAAUAUUAGUAAGAAAAUGAAGCGUUUCCUCAUUAUGCAUGUUGCCUCCGUGGAGGGGUUUGUUGAAGGAGCCCUCCAUUGGUUUGAAACCGAUAAGAAGUUGGGAGAAGAAGAAAUGACUGGAGAUGCCUUCUUGGAGUACUUCCGGAAGAUUCUUCCACAUCUCCGUGGCAAUUCUGUGAUUGUAAUGGAUGAUGCUUCGUAUCAUUCGGUUAAAUCGGAAAAUAAUGUCGUUGAUUGGAUUGAUGAUGUUGCCGAGAAGAGUGGUCAGACCAUUCUUCGUUUACCUCCCUAUCAUGGAGAUCUCAAUCCCAUUGAAUACGCCUGGCCAGCUUGCAUGGCCUACAUGCAGGAGAAGCUUCCCGCAUCCCCCGCCAAUGUUGCUGAUCUCCUCCAAGAGGCUACAACAUCCCUCAUAACGCAGCAAGACUGGAAGGAUUAUGCCCUAAAGGCUGAAGAGGAGGAAGCAAGAUGUACUCAAGUUGAUGAGAUUGCCAAUUCAAUGCUCAACGACGUAGAAAUGACUUCCGAGGAUGAAUAUGAUCCAUCAUCAUCAGGCAAUAGCUCCAAAUCUUAAGAUUAAGAAUCCCAAAAAUCCCUCUUUGUAUUAUUUAUUUAGUACCAUUAAAUCAAUUUUCAUGUAAAA